Molecule: messenger RNA, 2548 nt
Organism: Pecten maximus
Lineage: Eukaryota; Metazoa; Mollusca; Bivalvia; Pectinida; Pectinidae
Product: calcium/calmodulin-dependent protein kinase type IV-like
Exons: 11
Coding region: 1-963 (320 amino acids)
Biological process (GO): protein phosphorylation
Molecular function (GO): calmodulin binding; ATP binding; calcium/calmodulin-dependent protein kinase activity
Source: RefSeq, a predicted model, not a curated record
AUGCAGGAAAAAACCCACCGUGAAGAGUACUGGAUUGCUGGAAGCAUCAGGGACACCAAUGUGGAGGAUCUCUACACACUCGGCACAGAACUGGGCAGGGGUAAAAGUGCGGUUGUCUACAGAUGUGAGCACAAUGGAACUAAAAAGGCGUACGCCGUUAAAAAAAUCCCUAAACAGAAAGGCCGGAAAGUCUUAAAAGAAGCAAAUGUUGGAAAUAUCUUACACAUCCGACAUCCUAAUGUUAUACACUUAACAGAGCUCUAUGAGACGAAGACACAUAUCUACCUGAUGAUGGAGUUGGUCACAGGGGGAGAGCUUUUUGACCGAAUCGUUGCCCGUGGAUCCUUCUCCGAAAAAGAUGCGGCGGAAGCAAUGAGAGACAUACUACGAGCAAUUAAGUGCAUCCAUGAUAAUGGUGUAGUCCACUAUGACGUCAAGCCUGAAAAUCUCCUGUAUGAGAGCAACAAAGACCAUUCAAAAUUGAAAUUAGCCCCCGAGGUUUUUACUGGAAACGACUCUAAGAAACCUACUGCUGUGGAUAUGUGGAGUUGUGGCGUCAUCGCUUAUAUUCUACUCUGCGGCUGUGAACCCUUUGAAAGCCCAAAGCAAGACUAUAGUGAGAUGUAUAAGAAAAUUAUCAAAGCAGAAUACAAGAUUGAUCCGAAAGUCUGGUCCAAAAUCAGUGAGAAUGCAAAGGAUUUCAUUCGAAAAUUAUUACAAAAAGAUCCAAGUAAGAGAUUGUCAGUAGAUGCAGCUCUCCGACACCAAUGGGUAACUGGUAUCGCCGCAAAAGGCGAUCACCUUAUCGAGACCCAGGAAAAAAUCCGAGAGUUUAACGCCAGGCGUAAACUAAAGGGUGCAGCAGGCGGAGUCAUCUUCGCAGCCAGAGCAGUCAGGAUGAUGAGCAUGAAACCAAGAGUGAAGAUACAGCUGGAUAACAACAAAAUAUCCUCAGACGCUUGACAGUGAUGGUCAGAGAACAACUGACCUUAUUCACUGGACAACGACAUAUCGACAGUUUGAACAACGCCUUCUCGACAGUUUUACGGAGAUACCACACAGAAUUAUUGAAUUAAAGAAUAUGAAUAGUUUGGUAGAUAAAACACAAUUCAGCUUUGGAAGUUCCAUGUAUUUCAAAUUGUUUUCAUUUUAAAUCUUCCUUAAUGUGACUCAGAAACACGGCUAAAGCUUUUAAUACCAGAAUCAUGGCAUAGCAAUUAGCACCCUGGGAAAAAGAUUUUGUGACAAUCUGUCAAUCUCUAAACUAUUUUACUGCAGAAAUAAAGCUAAAUGCUAAGUUGUUUGAGAGUAAUUUACGUAUCAGUACACUGAUUUUUGUUUUGUUCAGAGGAUGGUAUCAUUGGUGAAUAUAUGUCGGUUUUUUUUUAGCUGAGGUUGAUUAUUUUUGCAGAUGGUAUCGAUCGCGUUAUAUUCUUUAUGUUAGUACUACCGAUAACAUAUUUAGCGAAUUUUGAUUCGUGUGAAGACGAGUUAAGCUGUAUGUUUUUUGUUAUCAUGACAAAUCGACCUUAUAUAUGCUUGAUGAAGUUAAGUUCAAAAUAUUGUGAAUUUCUUUCCAAUCCAAACACAUCCUAACGUUCAGAAAAGUUUAGUGACGGAAAGUAUCCUUAAAAUGAGUAUUUCGUUGUGAUCUUUAACAUUGAAAUAAAUUUCUAUAGAUGCAUGUCAGAAUAUGUUUCUCUUCUCCAAAAUUCUCAUGCAUCUAAAAUCUAAAACUUAUUUAGAUAUAUCCUUCAAGCUUUGACAACACAUUUUGAUAAAUACGGGUACCUUGGAUUCCCAACACAGCAAAUAGGGGCUUCUUAUCCCCGAAUCAAACUUUUUGAUAAAUACGGGUACCUUGGAUUCCCAACACAGCAAAUAGGGGCUUCUUAUCCCCGAAUCAAACUUUUUGCCUCAAUUUUAAACACCUACAACCUGAUGAUCAUAUUUUCAUAAAAUUAUUUCAAAAUUGAGACAUUUAUUAAUAUUAGCAAACGAAUUAUUUGUAUUAACAACCAAAUUAUCAAUGCUAAUAAAUUAACUGUUCAUAUUGAUAAAUGAAUUAUUUAUAUCAAUACAUACAUGAAUAAAUGCCUCUUUUUCUGCAACGGAUUAUUAUAAUUUGGUCAUAUCGAUUCAUUAACACAUGAGAUGUGACAAGUUUUGUUGGUUUUAGAAUGGUUGGAAUCCAAGGUUUUCCUUACAUGUCGUAAAGCUCGACCUAACAUGCACAUGUCAAAAAUGUAAAUGAAGACUACUUAUGCAAUUUGAACUGCACUGCAACUAGAAAUCAUUCAAGAAGUUUGUCUAGAUUAGUCAAUUAUUUGAACAAGUUCAUCAAACAACUUACAAUGCAAUUUAUGUACUCAAAGUGCAUUAAUUUAAACACCCAAACCUAUUUUCAAAGAUAUCAUUUUCAGUCUUUAUUUUUGAAAGGCGACAUAUACAAUUGUAGAUAUUUCGACAGACGACUUUUACUACCAAUCACCCAUAGCAUCGUAUACAUUGUAGAAUUUACAAAACAAUAAAUACGAUUUUUGAUAAA